AUGGUUUGGGCCGUCUCACUGGUGGUGACGUACCUUCGUAAUGCCUCGUCAAACGAUGUCAGUUGCUACCGGACGGAAGAACUAAGACCCAACCAAUAG
Messenger RNA from Echinococcus granulosus, 99 nucleotides. RefSeq lists its product as hypothetical. The transcript is spliced from 2 exons. The record is from RefSeq and is a predicted model, not a curated record. Bases 1 to 99 code for a protein of 32 amino acids. Lineage: Eukaryota; Metazoa; Platyhelminthes; Cestoda; Cyclophyllidea; Taeniidae.